Messenger RNA from Sungouiella intermedia, 5631 nucleotides. The record is from the annotation of a GenBank genome assembly. Lineage: Eukaryota; Fungi; Ascomycota; Pichiomycetes; Serinales; Metschnikowiaceae.
AUGAGACCAGAGAUCGAACAGGAACUCUCGCACACCUUGUUGACUGAGUUGUUGGCAUAUCAAUUUGCCUCGCCAGUCAGAUGGAUCGAGACCCAGGAUGUAUUCUUGAAAGACAACAACACCGAGAGAGUGGUGGAGAUCGGACCUUCGCCAACUUUGGCCGGUAUGGCCUCCAGAACUAUCAAGGCCAAAUACGAGUCUUAUGACGCCGCCUUGUCCUUGCAACGUCAAGUUUUGUGUUACGCAAAAGACGCUAAGGAGAUUUACUACACCCCAGACCCUGCAGACUUGGCUCCACCUGCCAAGGAGGAGGCCGCCCCAGCUGCUCCUGCUGCUGCUGCUGCCCCAGCUGCCGCAGCCGCCCCAGUUCCAGUUGCCGCCCCAGCUGCUGCUCCGGCCGGUCCAGUGGCUGCCAUUGCAGACCAACCAGUGAAGGCCUCGUUGCUCUUGCACGUGUUGGUUGCACAGAAAUUGAAGAAGCCUUUGGAGUCCGUUCCUAUGACUAAGGCUAUCAAGGACUUGGUCAACGGUAAGUCCACUGUCCAGAACGAAAUCUUGGGUGAUUUGGGUAAGGAGUUCGGCUCCACUCCAGACAAGCCAGAGGACACACCUUUGGAGGAAUUGGCUGACCAAUUCCAGGACACUUUUAACGGCCAAUUGGGUAAGACUUCCACAUCUUUGAUCGGUAGAUUGAUGUCGUCUAAGAUGCCUGGUGGAUUCUCUAUUACCGUGGCCAGAAAAUACUUGGAGUCCAAGUACGGCUUGGGUUCCGGUAGACAAGAUUCCGUUUUGUUGACUGCCCUUGUCAACGAACCAGCUUCCAGAUUGGGCUCCGAGGCCGAAGCCAAGGAGUUUUUGGACUCUGUGGCUCAGAAAUAUGCCGCCUCAGCCGGUAUCUCGUUGGCUUCCUCUGCUGACGCUGGUGGAGCUGGUGGAGCUGGUGGUGCCGUCAUCGACAGUGCCGCUUUGGAUGCUUUGAGUGCCGAGAGCAAGACCUUGGCCAAGCAACAAUUGGAGGUUUUGGCCAGAUACUUGCAAGUCGACUUGAAUAAGGGCGCUAAGUCCUACAUCAAGGAGAAGGAGGCUACCGCCUUGUUGCAGAAGGAAUUGGACUUGUGGGAGGCCGAGCACGGCGAGUUCUACGCCAAGGGUAUCCAGCCUGUGUUCUCUGCUUUGAAGGCUAGAACCUACGACUCAUACUGGAACUGGGCCAGACAAGAUGUUUUGUCCAUGUACUUUGACAUCAUCUUCGGUAAGUUGACCUCCGUCGACCGUGAGACCAUCAACCAAUGUAUCCAAAUUAUGAACAGAGCAUCUCCAACCUUGAUCAAGUUCAUGCAAUACCAUAUUGACCACACCCCAGAGUACAAGGGCGAGACCUACCAAUUGGCAAAGAGAUUGGGCCAGCAGUUGAUCGACAACUGUAAGCAGGUGAUGGAUGUGGACCCAGUCUACAAGGAUGUUUCUAGAAUCACAGGUCCAAAGACCACUGUGGACUCCAAGGGUAAGAUUGUCUACGAGGAGGCCAACAAGGAGUCUGUUCGUAAGUUCGAGCAGUACGUCUACGAGAUGGCUCAAGGUGGCCCAAUGACCAAACAAUCCCAACCUACUAUCCAGGAGGAAUUGUCCAGAGUCUACAAGGCAAUUUCCAAGCAAUCCUCCGUGUCUAAGAGCACUAAGGUCGAACUUGACAAAUUGUAUUCUCAGUUGGUUGAAUUCAUGGAGAGCAGCAAGGAGAUCGAGACCUCCAAGGUUGCUCCUCUGACCUCCACUGGUACUACUACUCCUACUGAUGAGGACGACUUGUCUACUUCAUCUGACGAUGAGAUUGCUUCGUUGCCUGACAAGACUUCUAUCUUACAGCCAGUCUCCUCUACCAUCCCACCUCAGACUCUCCCAUUCUUGCACCUCCAGAAGAAGACCAAGCACGGUUGGGAAUACGACUACAAGCUGUCCGCCAUGUACUUGGACGGUUUGGAGUCUGGUGCUAUCAAUGGUUUGACCUUCAAGGAUAAGCACGUCUUGGUUACCGGUGCUGGUGCUGGCUCCAUUGGUGCUGAGAUCUUACAAGGUUUGAUUUCGGGUGGUGCUAAGGUUAUUGUCACCACUUCUCGUUUCUCCAAGAAGGUCACCGAGUACUACCAGGCUAUGUACUCCAGAUAUGGUGCAACUGGUUCCACUUUGAUUGUUGUUCCAUUCAACCAGGGUUCCAAGCAGGAUGUUGACAACUUGGUCAACUACAUCUAUGACUCUGCCAACGGUUUGGGUUGGGACUUGGAUGCCAUCAUUCCAUUUGCUGCUAUCCCUGAGAAUGGUAACGGUUUAGACAACAUUGAUUCCAAGUCUGAGUUGGCUCACAGAAUUAUGUUGACCAACUUGUUGAGAUUGUUGGGUGCUGUCAAGUCCAAGAAGCUUACAGACACCAGACCAGCCCAGGUCAUCUUGCCACUUUCUCCUAACCACGGUACUUUCGGUUUCGAUGGUUUGUAUUCCGAGUCCAAGAUUUCUUUGGAGACCUUGUUCAACAGAUGGUACUCUGAGGACUGGUCUACUAAGUUGACCGUAUGUGGUGCCAUCAUUGGUUGGACCAGAGGUACCGGUUUGAUGAGUGCUAACAACAUCAUCGCUGAAGGUAUCGAGAAGGUUGGUGUCAGAACUUUCUCUCAGAAGGAGAUGGCCUUCAACAUCUUGGGUUUGUUGACCCCAGCCGUUGUUAACUUGUGUCAGGAGCAACCAGUUAUGGCCGACUUGAACGGUGGAUUGCAGUUCAUUGAGAACUUGAAGGAGUUCACUUCUAAGUUGAGAUCCGACUUGGUCGACUCUGCUGAGGUUAGAAGAGCCGUGUCCAUCGAGUCCUCCGUAGAGCAGAAGGUUGUUCACGGAGCUGAUGUUGAUGCCAACUACAACAAGGUGACUGUCCAACCAAGAGCCAACAUGACUUUCGAUUUCCCAGGUAUGAAGCCUUACGAGGAAAUCAAGAAGGCUUCUCCAGAUUUGGAGGGUAUGUUGGACUUGGAGUCUGUUAUUGUUGUCACCGGUUUCUCCGAGGUCGGACCAUGGGGUAACGCCAGAACCAGAUGGGAGAUGGAAGCUUUUGGCGAAUUCUCCUUGGAGGGUUGUAUCGAGAUGGCCUGGAUUAUGGGUUUGAUCAAGUACCACAACGGUAACUUGAAGGGUAAGCCUUACAACGGUUGGAUUGAUGCCAAGACCCAGCAACCUGUUGAUGACAAGGACGUUAAGACCAAAUACGAAGAGGAGAUCUUGAACCACUCCGGUAUUCGUCUUAUCGAGCCUGAGUUGUUCGAUGGUUACGACCCAGAGAAGAAACAGAUGAUUCAGGAAGUUGUCAUCCAGCACGAUUUGGAGCCAUUCGAGGCCUCUAAGGAGACUGCUGAGCAAUACAAGCACCAGCACGGUGACAAGUGUGAGAUCUUCGAGAUUGAGGACUCUGGUGAGUACACCGUCAAGAUUUUGAAGGGUGCUACUUUGUUCGUUCCUAAGGCUUUGAGAUUCGACAGAUUGGUUGCUGGUCAGAUCCCAACUGGUUGGAACGCUAAGAACUACGGUAUCCCAGAAGACACGAUCUCCCAGGUUGACCCAAUCACCUUGUACGUUUUGGUUUCCACUGUGGAAGCUUUGUUGGCUGCUGGUAUUACUGAUCCAUUCGAGUUCUACAAGUAUGUCCACGUUUCAGAGGUCGGUAACUGUUCUGGUUCCGGUAUGGGUGGUGUUUCUGCCUUGAGAGGUAUGUUCAAGGACAGAUACUCUGACAAGCCUGUCCAGAACGAUAUCUUGCAGGAGUCUUUCAUCAACACCAUGUCUGCAUGGGUGAACAUGUUGUUGUUGUCUUCCUCUGGUCCUAUCAAGACUCCUGUCGGUGCUUGUGCCACCGCUGUGGAGUCUGUCGACACUGGUAUUGAGACCAUCUUGUCUGGUAAGGCCAAGAUCUGUAUUGUUGGUGGUUACGAUGACUUCCAGGAGGAAGGCUCUUACGAGUUCGCAAACAUGAACGCCACUUCCAAUGCUCUUGAUGAGUUUGACCACGGUAGAACUCCAUCCGAGAUGUCCAGACCAGCUACCACCACCAGAAAUGGUUUCAUGGAGGCUCAAGGUUCUGGUAUCCAAGUUAUCAUGACUGCUGACUUGGCUAUUAAGAUGGGUGUUCCUAUCUACGCCGUUUUGGCCAUGACUGCUACUGCUACCGACAAGAUUGGUAGAUCUGUUCCAGCUCCAGGUAAGGGUAUCUUGACCACUGCUCGUGAGCACCACGGUGAAUUGAAGUAUCCAUCCUCUAUGUUGAACAUCAAGUACAGAAACAGACAAUUGAAGAACAGAUUGGCCCAGAUUGCCUCCUGGGAGGAGUCUGAGAUCGAGUAUUUGUCCGAGGAGGCCGAGUUGGCUAAGGAGGAAUAUGGCGCUGACUUCUCUGUUGGUGAGUUCUUGCGUGAGAGAUCUGAGGAGAUUUCUCGCGAGGCCAAGAGACAAUCCGCUGAUGCUAAGAAGCAAUGGGGUAACUUCUUCUUCAAGGGUGACCCUAGAAUUGCUCCAUUGAGAGGUGCUUUGGCUUCUUUCGGUUUGACCAUCGAUGACUUGGGUGUUGCUUCCUUCCACGGAACCUCUACCAAGGCUAACGAUAAGAACGAAUCUGCUACUAUCAACUCCAUGAUGAAGCACUUGGGUAGAACUGAGGGUAACCCAGUCUUUGGUGUCUUCCAGAAGUAUUUGACUGGUCACCCUAAGGGUGCUGCUGGUGCCUGGAUGUUGAACGGUGCUAUUCAAAUUUUGAACUCCGGUAUUGUGCCAGGUAACAGAAACGCCGACAACGUCGACAAGGUUAUGGAGGACUUCGAGUUUGUCUUGUACCCAUCCAGAUCUAUUCAGACCGAUGGUAUAAAGGCUGUGUCUGUUACCUCUUUCGGUUUCGGUCAGAAGGGUGCUCAGGCUGUUGCUGUUCACUCUGACUACUUGUACGCUGUAUUGGACAAGGCCACUUACGAGGACUACGCUGCUAGAGUCAAUGCCAGAAACAAGAAGGCUUACAGAUACAUGCACAACGCUAUUACCCGUAACAGCAUGUUCAAGGCCAAGGACAAGGCUCCAUACUCUGAUGACUUGGAGCAGCCUGUCUACUUGGACCCAUUGGCACGUGUUGAAGAGAGCAAGGCUGGUUUGGUGUACAGCAAGAAGGGUGUUCAAUCCAAGAAGAGCUACGUCUCUGCUGUUUCCGACUCCACUUCUAAGGCUUUGAGCUCCUUGAACAAGUCUUCUAAGGGUGUUGGUGUGGAUGUUGAGUUGCUUUCUGCCUUGAACUUGGAGAAUGAGACUUUCAUCGAGAGAAACUUCACUGACGCUGAGAUCAAAUAUGCUUCCGCCUCUGCUCACCCACAGGCUUCCUUCACUGGUACUUGGUCUGCUAAGGAGGCUGUCUUCAAGGCCUUGGGCGUCAAGUCUGAGGGUGCCGGUGCCGCUUUGAAGGAGAUUGAGAUUGUCCGUGACAGCAAUGGAGCCCCUAAGGUUGUGUUGAGUGGUGCUGCCAAGACUGCUGCUACCAAGGCAGGUGUCAAGAACGUGAACGUCUCCAUUUCUCACGACGACUUCCAGGCCACAGCUGUCGCUUUGAGCGAGUUUUAA